Molecule: messenger RNA, 5943 nt
Organism: Schistocerca piceifrons (Central American locust)
Lineage: Eukaryota; Metazoa; Arthropoda; Insecta; Orthoptera; Acrididae
Product: histone-lysine N-methyltransferase SETD1B
Exons: 13
Coding region: 66-3233 (1055 amino acids)
Biological process (GO): actin filament polymerization
Cellular component (GO): actin filament; cytoplasm
Molecular function (GO): microtubule binding; actin binding
Source: RefSeq, a predicted model, not a curated record
UUGGCCGGUGAUGUUCCUGAGCGUCCAGUCGCUGAAGCCCGCCUGAAGAAACAGCAGGUGGCGCCAUGGCCCGCGCGGGCAUGGCUCGGUGGCGGGCCAAGAACAGCUCUGGACCUGCUGAGGGCGGGGACGAGGUGCAGCGAUCGCUGGAGCUGCUGGACCGCGUGCUGUCAGAGUUCGACGACCUGGAGAACGGCAACGCGACGGCGGCGGCGGCGGCUGGGGCGAGCCCGCUCGGCCACCAGUCGGAGGACGACGGCUACAUGAGCAUGAACGGCCGCCGGCCCGCCAAGCUCGCGCUCGAUCUGCCACUCGCCCCCGCCUCCGCCGCCGCCCCCGCACAGCCGGCCGCCCCCGGCGGUGUGGCGGCCUCGGCGCCACACCCACCGCCACCUCCCGAGGAGGCUGAGCGCAUCAUUUCUACGCUGCUACCCAGAUUGUCGCCGGGCAGCUGCGCAGCACUGGGCCGGCGGCCGGUGCGGCCAUUCCUGCUGUCGGGCUGCGGCGGCAGCCAGGAGGCGCUCAGCGGCGCCGCCAACGGCUGCAGGGUCACCACCGCCACACAGACCACGCUGCCGAAGACGCGCGUGGCGGGCCAGCUGAGCGUGUCCUCGCUGCGCUUCUCGUCGCUGCCGCCCGACUCGGCGCUGCAGCGCGCCGCCCGCCGCCUGCCGCCGCGCACCGUGCCGGGGGCGUGCGCCGCCGAGAGGCACCGCGAGGUGCGACGCCGCCGCAACGACGACAACUUCUCCGACGACUCGCUCGAGUCGGAGCCCGUGGGGCCGCCGGCCAGGGAGAGCGACCGCGCCGACGGGGCGGCCGCGGGGCUGCCGCCGCCCCCGCCGCCCACGUCGCCGGCGCCGCCCCCGGCGCCCUCCCCCAGUCCUAGCCCCGGCGCCUCCCGCCGGCCGCAGCGGCCGCCCGUCGCCUGGGAGGUAGCGCUGCACGACCAGCCGGGCAGCACGAGGGUCGUCGGCCGACGGCGCCGCCGCUCCGCCGAUCACAUUGCGUCCGGACAGCGCGGUCGCGGCCGUGUGGUGGUGGAGCGGCGCGCCGCCAGCACCGAGGACGACUCGGCGUCGGCGUCGGCGUCCGCGUCGGCGACGCCGUCGAGCGACGGCGGCACGCCCGAGUGGCCGCGGGCGCGCGCGCUGCCGGCGCACGGCACGUACGUCAUCCGCAAGGGCCGGCGGCGAGAGCCCGCGCUCGCCUCCGCCUCCUCCGCCGCCGGCGACAGCGAGUCCUCGCCGCCCAGCGGGGAGCUCAAGCGCUGCAGCUCCACCUUCGACAACAUACGCUCCCUGCUCAACGAGGGCCGCCUCGAGGGGCUGGACGAGCCGCCGCCCGACUUCCUGCCGCCGGCGCCGCCCGCGCUGGUGCGCGUCGUGUCGCUGCCCAGCCUGCCCGUGGAGCCGCCGCCGCUCGAGCGGUCGCGCUCCGACGGACACCGCCUGUCGCGCCUGCACGAGCUCGCCGUCACGCUCGAGGAGGACGACGACGACGACGCGGACGUCGCCGCCGCCGCCGGCGCCGGCGCCACUGUCCUCAACGGGCGCCGCUCGCCGCAUCCGGAGGCCGCAGCUGCAGCAGCCUCAGCGGAGCCCGAAGGCGAGCUGGCGUCUCCGAGCGGCAGCCGCGACAGGUACUGGCGGCGCGACGACGCGGAGUGCUCCAGCGUGGACGAGGCGGAGGGUGCGACCGGUGGCGGCGGCGGCGGAGGCGGAGGCGGCUGUUACUUCCUGCGGGGCCGCGGGCACGGCGACGCGCCCUCCGGAGGGCAGGCAGUGUCCGACGUAGAGAACAAGCGACGCCUCAGCCAGUGCGAGGAGGCCAUCCGCUGCAUCAUAGAGGGAGACCGCCGCCCGGAUUCCGAUGCCGAGCUGCUCUUCCCGCUGGCCAACGGCAAGGACGAGAGCCUCGACUUCUCUGACGCGGACGACCGGCGGGCGACCAGCCAGAGCGAGGAACUCAGCUCGUGCAACAGCCUCGACGUGCCGGCCAGCUCCAGUCGCGAGGACAUGCUGGCCGACUCCAGCCUGGACGAGGAGGCACUCACGGGCAGGGAGGUGGGAUCGCGAAGUGCGCUGCGCGCCAGGCGGGGCGCCGAUGUGGAUCGCGUCAGGGUGCGCGACGGGGACCCCGGCUACCGGCGAUUCGCCCUCGACGGGGAGCACUCGCCGCACGACGGCCUGGACGACGGGCUGCCCGAGGCGUCCAGCGCCGACCACGACGCCGACGUCAGCAGCCUCAACAGCACCGACAUCAACGGGAAGCUCAGCCAGGAGGACAGCCUCGAGGUGACCCCCAGCCCCAGCCACGACGAGGGCGUCAACUGCUGCAGCACGGUGACGGUGUCAGCGGACCUGGAAUUUCCGCCACUGCCGCCGUCCCCCGUGGAGGAGGCGGAGGACGAGUACUCGGAGAUCCUGCCAGGGCUGCCGGGCGCGCGCAAGGCUGAUCCGCCCAAGGAAGAGGCCGCCUCCCGCCAGCAGCAGCCGCCCCCGCCGCCCCCGCACCAGCACCAGCACCCCCACCCGCCCGACGCCGCCAGCAGCCUCCGCACCCGCUCCAUGGACGCUGGUUUCGGUCGCGCCGCCAGGGGCCACGGCAGCCGCCGGGAGGUGCCGUGCGAGCGGCGCACGCUGCCCCCGGAGCUGCCGCCGCACCGGCGACCGCGCGCCUACGCGCCGCGCUCCCCCGCGGCGCCCUCGCCGGCGCCGGCGCCGGCGCCGGGCGGCCUGCAGACGUCGUGCUCGCUGCCCGAGACGCCCAUCUUCGCGCGCGGCUCGGGCUUCGACGUGCCGCGCACGCCCCUGCGCCGCGGCGCGCCGCUGCUGCCCGAGCUGCCGGCCGGCGGGCCGGGCCGCGGCUGGUACCCCCGGCACCGCGCGCGCCCUGCCUCCUCGGAGCACCUGGACCGGCUGGGGCCCGCCGGCUCGGCCGCCGGCGCCCACCACCACCACCACGCGCACCACCACCCGCCCUGGGACGCGGCGCGCAAGCCCACCACGUUGCCGCCCAACCUCUCCCCCAAGUUCUUCCACCGCUCGCCGCGGGAGGCGCUGCGCCGCGUCACCAGCCUCCUCAUCCGCAAGGGAAGCAGCAGCAAAGAAUCCAAGAAGGAACAACUAUCGCCGACAGGUCUUGGCAUGGGCAGCGAGUCGCGGCACAAGCGUGGCUUCUUCCGCAGCCUGUGGAAGCGGUCGCGGCACUACUCGCUGGAGCAGCAGUAGCAGUCGGCCGGCGCGGGCCCCUGCGGCUCGCGCCAGUUCGAGGACGCUCCGGAGGACGACGCGCUGCCUCCGCCGCCGCCCCGGCGCAGGGUGCUGUCGUGGUGCGGCGCCGAGUAGCCGACCGCGCAGGGGCUCCAGAGGGCCCGUGCAGGCACAGGCAGCCGCAGUCCAGCUACUCCGUGUCUUCAGCUACUGCCGCCACCGGACACUGGGUGACAGGUGCCCCUCAGCAUCGAGAAAUACGAUAAAGUGCUACGAUGAAAACUUUUUGGGGACCAGGCAGUACUGUGACCGUGUGUCGGCGUGUCUUGUACUAUAUUUGACGUGAUACCAAUAUGACAACAUAUGUGAGAGUUUGGGAAGGGCACUUGACGGCUCUUGCUGUUACAAUCCGUAACUUUUGUGCCAUUAUAAAACGUCUGAAACAAGUCGGACUUUAACCUUAGGGAACCAGAGUAUCCAUCAACGGCAUAGCAGGACGGAACUGUUCAUUUCCAAAUGAACAAUUGUCAGAAACUGCCUGCAGAUGUUUCUGUUGAGAAAGCCCUUUCUUGAAAGUGCUGUUUAUUGGACUGAUUUAUGUAAAUGGCUAACCGAAUUAUUGGGAGGCCCGCACGCUUUCUCACUUGCAGCUAAUGCAAAUGAAAGGACCAGCCAGUACAAACUGCGCACAGGGCUUGACAAUUUCCCUCCCGCUCGUUGUAGAUGCACGAAUGAAAACACGAUAUUGUAGGCAAAAGUAUAAACAUUUCAUGGUCGAUGUUGUCCUUACACAUGCAGACUGCAAAUAGCUUUAAGGGCCUUAAUAUAUCGGACAAAAUUUCUCUUGCAGUCGUGAGGCGCAUUUGAAGAUCAUACGCAGCGUACUGAAUACGUCUUAUCAUAUCUAGACAGAACAAAAUGUGUGACUGAUGCCAACAGCGCAUACAGCCAGCACUAGAGAUGCAUUAUAGAAAAAGGGCGUCUUUUUUUCUUUCUUUCUUUUUUCAUUGCUUCUCGGGAGAGAAGAACAUUACGGGUGGUAGGAUGUUAUGCUUAGUGUUCCAUUUUUCGUUUCCCCUGGUCACACGAGCAGAUUUAUCUGUUCAAAGCACAGCAUGGGACAAUCCUAUCGCCAGGUACACACUUCGCUUGGUAUUCUCCGAUAAAAGGAGACAUUACUUGCAGAGCGCAGCUUUGAAUAUCCUCCAACAUCUUUAUCCGAGAGCCUCGCUAAUGCGCAAGCAGAAGCUCUUGCGUUCAGCUGCAGCAGUCUGGUGUCAAUUGUAGUUAAUCUGAUCCUAUGUUUCAACCGAAUUCGGGUUUUCGUGUAAACGGUACAGUGGAAUAUCAGCUUCUUCCCAUUCUGUUUGUACGCUCUGCAAAGUGUCCAUAAACGUAGGGAUAUCAAGAACAGUGUCCUGCAGAGUUUCUGUGUAGAGACGAAAGUAUAUUUGUGCACAUGUGGCGACUCUGUAAGGCCGAGCAGACAUGCUGCACUUCCGACGUAACGACUUGUACAUAGCGACGUGAUUCGUGUAGGGAGAUCACAGCAGCCAGACGGCUGCUAGCAACUAAUCUCUAUUUGCGCUGUAUUAUUGCUUACAGUAAGCUAGUCCCGGUGACCUGGCAAACUACGGCGGGAGUUCUUCGUCCCUCUUCGUUGCCGAAGAGAGAACAUCAAGGGCCACCGCACGGCGUGGACUAGAGGUGCGUGAUACGCACUAACCGCGCCGCGAUGCGAAUCGGUGUACAGUUAAUCCUGAUCGCCAAGGGACAGCACCGUACAUAUGCGUGUGCGUGUGUGUAAAAUUAACAGUUUCAAUUAACUUUCAAUGUCAGGUUUUUAUCUUUAAUAAGAGUGAUACCACAGACUUUUUUGUGAAUAAUAAUGCACGCCAGCGCGUGUGGCGAUAUAUUUUGCAGUAGCGGUAGUCCCGGUCGGGUGUGUCUGAAAGCGACGACAGGUUGUUUUUUAUUGCGUAUUCGUUGUGGAGCUUUGUAUUCGUAUCCGCGUCACUUUUGAAUUGCCUUAACACGUAAAAAAAAAGUUUUCACAUUUUCACACAACAUAGUAGGAGAAACAGGCAGAGUACCACCACUACCCAGUUAUUGUACUAACCAAAACGCACAAUAUGUAAGCUGCCACUGCCCAGGCCGCUGGGAAUAAUGCUUUUAUACGUACAUUAAUGCUGGUGAAUGUUCUUAGCUUAGGUUAUAUUUUCACGAAUUUGAAAAUAAAACAAUGUAAAUGUGCCCUCGCGUAGAAUUGAAAAAGGUUCAAAGAAAAAUUGUGAUGGUUUCCAUGGGACUUUGUAAAAAUUCGUGGAGUCUCUGGGAAGCGAACAGCGAGAAGAGUCGGGGAUAAAGAAAGUAAUUUCUACUAACGCUUCUCUAAUGUGUCAAUAUGUUCAUGAUAUUAUUAUUAUUAUUAUUAUUAUUAUUAUUAUUAUACUGACAAUAUCGAACAACUUAAAACUGUUUCAUUGCAAAAAAAAGAGCAAGCUUCAUUUGUCAUAACAACAAAAUGCGGAGAACGAAGAACAAGGAAAUAUUGCGAUUUGAGACUUCAAAUUUAGCUUUUGUUUCUAGCGUUGUCAGUUUCAAUGCUCUCGCUUCCCAUGAGACUCUACAGCACUGUACAGCUGUAAAGAGAGGAAUGGUUUUGCUUGUACACAACUCAGCUGCUGGAGAGCACAGCAGUGGCAAGUCAAUAAAGGAGUACCAACUA